Menidia menidia (Atlantic silverside) is the source of this 1335-nucleotide messenger RNA. Lineage: Eukaryota; Metazoa; Chordata; Actinopteri; Atheriniformes; Atherinopsidae. The record is from the annotation of a GenBank genome assembly.
AUGUCUAGUCACGAAUCCACCAACAUGAAGCUGCCACCGAUCCAGUCCACGGCCGGUGCCGUUCCGGUCCGGAACGAGAAAGGUGAGCUGUCCAUGGAAAAGGUGAAGGUGAAGCGUUAUGUAUCGGGCAAGCGGCCGGACUACGCGCCCAUGGAGUCCUCGGACGAGGAGGAGGAGGAGUUCAAGUUCGUCAAGACGGGGAAGGAGGUGGAGCCGGAGGUGGAGCUGGAGGAGGAGGAGGUGUCCGACCCCCGUCUGAAGCGUCUGCUCAACCGCGUGUCGGAGGACGUGGAGGAGAGGCUGGCGAGGCACCGGCAGAUCGUGGAGCCGGAGGUGGUGGCGGAGAGCAGCGAGGACUCUGACGAGGGGACGUGGCACCCGGAGCGGGAGGAGAGCAGCGAGGAGGAGGAGGAGGAGGAAGAGGAGGAGGAGGAAGUGGACGACGAGGAAAUCGAGAGGCGGCGCGCCAUGAUGCGCCAGCGCGCGCAGGAGAGGAAGAACGAGGACAUGGAGGUCAUGGAGGUGGAGGAGGAGGGCAAGUCCGGGGAGGAGUCGGAGUCGGAGUCGGAGUACGAGGAGUACACGGACAGCGAGGACGAAGCCGAGCCCCGGCUCAAGCCCGUCUUCAUCCGCAAGAAGGACCGGGUGACGGUGGCGGAGCGGGAGGCGGAGGAGCUGAAGCAGAAGGAGCUGGAGGCCGAGGCCAAGAAGCAGGCGGAGGAGCGGCGGCGCUACACGCUGAAGAUCGUGGAGGAGGAGGCCAAGAAGGAGUUCGAGGAGAACCGGCGCACGCUGGCCGCGCUGGAGGCGCUGGACACGGACGGCGAGAACGAGGAGGAGGAGUACGAGGCCUGGAAGGUCCGCGAGCUCAAGCGCAUCAAGAGGGACCGCGAGAUCCGGGAGGCCAUGGAGAGGGAGAAGGCGGAGAUCGAGAGGUUCCACAGCCUGACGGAGGAGGAGCGGCGGGCCGAGCUGCGAAACAGCGGCAAGAUGGUGACCAACAAGGCCUCCAAGGGCAAAUACAAGUUCCUGCAGAAGUACUACCACCGGGGAGCCUUCUUCAUGGAUGAAGAGGAGGACGUCUACAAACGGGACUUCAGCGCGCCCACGCUGGAGGACCACUUCAACAAGACCAUCCUGCCCAAAGUCAUGCAGGUGAAGAACUUUGGCCGGUCAGGACGCACCAAGUACACGCACCUGGUGGACCAGGACACCACGUCCUUCGACUCGGCCUGGGCCCAGGAGAGCGCCCAGAACAGCAAGUUCUUCAAGCAGAAGGCGGCCGGCGUCAGGGACGUGUUCGACCGGCCCACCGUCAAGAAGAGGAAGACCUGA